Strongylus vulgaris is the source of this 566-nucleotide messenger RNA. The record is from the annotation of a GenBank genome assembly. NCBI's taxonomy places the organism in Eukaryota, Metazoa, Nematoda, Chromadorea, Rhabditida, Strongylidae.
AUGGUCAUCGUUCGGAAUGAGAUCACAGGUCAGAUGUACAGAUUUCCAUGUGGACGGUGGUUUGGCCAAGGAGUAGAAGACAGCCGGUGGUUCGGUAAUGGGUGCGACGUUAGUUUGGAGAGGUUAUUAGUAGCAGAACCUGUAUACAAUGAUGACAAUGGCGAUUCGGGAUUCGGAACGGUUCCAAACUCGCCAGCACGUACAGCAAGAAGAGGGAGAGUUUCAUCCAGGAGUCAAACACCUCAAAGAGAGCGCAGUCCUUCGCAAACUCGCACUUAUGACUCAACACCAAAAACGCGUAUCACUGAAAUCCAACAAGUACUCGGUGAAUCUGUGAAUGCUUUGGUUAAGUAUUUCUACAGUGAGAAGCAUAGCAAGAGCGAGUUAGCGCAUUUGCUUUGUGGUGAGCGUGGACUGGUUAACGCUAUUGAGCAGGCUUUCCAAUUUGGACGCCAUGGUUCUGUGUGGCUGUUCCGACAACCUUCUCCUUGGGAUUAUGUUGGUAAGUGUAUUUUUCAAUGUCACAGAGCUUUUGUAAAGCUUUUGUAUAUUACGUUUAUGUAAAG